Messenger RNA from Oryzias latipes (Japanese medaka), 1557 nucleotides. The record is from the annotation of a RefSeq genome assembly. NCBI's taxonomy places the organism in Eukaryota, Metazoa, Chordata, Actinopteri, Beloniformes, Adrianichthyidae.
GUGGCAAUCACGCGAUGAUUCUUCUCAACUAAUCACAAAGAUAUCGGCACCCUAUAUUUAAUCUUCGGUGCUUGAGCGGGCAUGGUGGGUACUGCCUUAAGCCUGCUAAUUCGGGCUGAAUUAAGUCAGCCCGGGUCUCUAUUAGGUGACGACCAAAUCUAUAAUGUAAUUGUAACCGCGCAUGCCUUCGUAAUAAUUUUCUUUAUAGUAAUACCAAUCAUGAUUGGGGGCUUUGGCAACUGAUUAAUUCCUCUAAUGAUCGGGGCCCCUGAUAUGGCCUUUCCUCGAAUAAACAACAUGAGCUUCUGACUACUUCCCCCCUCCUUCCUUCUAUUGUUAGCUUCCUCUGGCGUGGAGGCCGGUGCGGGGACAGGAUGGACCGUGUACCCGCCUCUAUCAGGCAACCUAGCGCAUGCGGGAGCAUCCGUGGAUUUAACCAUCUUUUCCCUCCAUCUGGCAGGUAUCUCCUCUAUCUUAGGGGCUAUUAAUUUUAUUACAACAAUUAUUAAUAUAAAACCCCCGGCCAUCUCUCAGUAUCAGACCCCUUUAUUCGUGUGAGCUGUACUAAUUACCGCAGUAUUACUUCUACUCUCCCUCCCUGUGCUCGCUGCAGGUAUCACUAUGCUCCUAACGGACCGAAACCUAAAUACAACAUUCUUUGACCCUGCAGGGGGAGGGGACCCUAUUCUCUACCAGCACCUGUUCUGAUUUUUUGGUCACCCCGAAGUUUAUAUUUUAAUUCUCCCCGGCUUCGGAAUAAUUUCACAUAUUGUGGCCUAUUAUUCGGGUAAAAAAGAACCUUUCGGGUACAUGGGUAUGGUCUGAGCCAUAAUGGCAAUUGGGCUUCUAGGGUUUAUUGUAUGAGCCCACCACAUAUUCACCGUAGGGAUAGAUGUGGAUACUCGGGCUUACUUCACAUCUGCAACAAUAAUCAUCGCAAUUCCAACAGGCGUUAAAGUAUUUAGCUGGCUGGCUACUUUACAUGGGGGCUCUAUUAAAUGAGAAACCCCACUAUUAUGGGCCCUUGGUUUCAUCUUCCUCUUUACAGUAGGCGGUCUGACAGGAAUUGUCUUAGCCAACUCAUCUUUAGAUAUCAUACUCCAUGACACUUACUAUGUAGUAGCCCACUUCCACUACGUUCUCUCUAUGGGGGCCGUAUUUGCUAUUAUGGGGGCAUUCGUUCAUUGAUUCCCUCUAUUUUCGGGCUAUACUUUACACGGAACGUGAACAAAAAUCCACUUCGGGGUAAUGUUUGUAGGAGUAAACCUAACCUUCUUCCCCCAACACUUCUUAGGCCUAGCAGGAAUACCACGACGCUACUCUGAUUACCCAGACGCCUAUACAUUAUGAAACACUAUCUCAUCCCUAGGUUCCCUUAUUUCACUAAUUGCUGUAAUUAUAUUCCUUUUCAUUCUCUGAGAAGCGUUUGCAGCUAAGCGUGAAGUUCUGUCAGUCGAACUAACAGCCACAAAUGUGGAAUGACUACACGGAUGCCCUCCCCCCUACCACACAUUUGAAGAACCCGCAUUUGUUCAAAUUCAACAACCUAAGUUUUAA